This is a messenger RNA of Prunus dulcis (almond), 1071 nucleotides long. Its product is annotated as zinc finger MYM-type protein 1-like. Bases 1 to 1071 code for a protein of 356 amino acids. The record is from RefSeq and is a predicted model, not a curated record. The transcript is spliced from 3 exons. NCBI's taxonomy places the organism in Eukaryota, Viridiplantae, Streptophyta, Magnoliopsida, Rosales, Rosaceae.
AUGGAGGAUACCAAGACCCUGUUGACUCAGAUCACUGGAGAAGGUUUUACCCAUAUCCACCGAAACGCCAACAGUGUGGCUUAUCGUGUUACGAAGUUUGCAACUCACAUUGACAUGACCUUAAGGGGACUCGCUGGGGGGAGAGGGGUGGGGGACUCUAUCGAAGUGGGUAGUGAAGCCUUCACUAGAGCAGGGUUUAAGAAUUGGAAGAAAGGGAGAGAAAGAAUGAAGGUGCAUGUUGGACCGGUUGGUAGUGUUCAUAAUAAAGCUAGAGAAGCCGCUACAAAUUUGAUGAAUCAAAAUACACAUAUUGAGACGGCUGUGAGCAAACACUCUGAACAAGCUCGUAUGGCAUAUCGAAGAUGCUUAAUUGCAUCAAUCAAGUGCACUAAGUUUCUAUUGAGACAAGGUCUUUCUUUUCGUAGAAAUGAUGAAAGUGCCACUUCAAGCAAUAAGGGAAAUUACUUGGAGCUAUUGCAAUUCCUUGCAGACAAUGAUGAGAAAGUUAAAGAAGUUGUGUUGGAAAAUGCUCCGGGGAAUCUCAAGUUAGUAGCUCCAAAGAUUCAAAAAGAUAUUGUCAAUGCAUGUGCCGGGGAAACACUUGAUGUCAUCAUGAGUGGUUUAAAAGAUAGAUUCUUUUCUAUAUUGGUGGAUGAAGCACGUGAUAUUUCUGUGAAAGAGCAAAUGGCUAUGGUGUUGCGUUAUGUGGAUGACAAAGGGCAUGUAAUUGAAAGGUUUGUGGGGGUUCAACAUGUUACCGACACCACUUCAAGUACACUAAAGGAUGCCAUUGACAUAUUCAUUUCUUCCAAUGGUUUGAGCUUUUCCAAGUUACGAGGACAAGGUUAUGAUGGAGCUAGCAAUAUGAGAGGUGAGUUGAAUGGCCUUAAAACAAAGAUUUUGAGAGAACAACCUUGUGCAUACUAUGUUCAUUGCUUUGCUCAUCAACUUCAACUAGCACUUGUUACCGUAGCAAAGAAGAAUAUUGAUAUUGCCUCUUUCUUCACAACCACUAAUAGUGUGGUUAACCAUGUUGGAGCAUCUUGUAAGCGGCGUGAUGCACUUAGAUAA